This is a messenger RNA of Encephalitozoon hellem ATCC 50504, 1044 nucleotides long. Its product is annotated as PelA-like RNA-binding protein. Gene Ontology annotation, cellular component: cytoplasm. Bases 1 to 1044 code for a protein of 347 amino acids. Gene Ontology annotation, biological process: nuclear-transcribed mRNA catabolic process, non-stop decay; nuclear-transcribed mRNA catabolic process, no-go decay; RNA surveillance. The record is from RefSeq and is a predicted model, not a curated record. Lineage: Eukaryota; Fungi; Microsporidia; Unikaryonidae. The transcript has a single exon.
AUGAAGCUUGAAAAGAACAAAAUAGAUCAGAGAUGUAUUUCCGGAAGCUUGAGGAUGACACCUGAGCACCAAGAUGACAUAUACAUACUCAGCUCUGUCAUAGAUGUAGGGGAUAUGGUAACGUCCGUCACAACCCGUAAGAUUCAGAUUGAUGGGAAAACACAACACAGAAUGACGCUUACAUUGAAGAUAAAAAUAGAAAGUAUAAACGUGGACCUUGAAAGCUCUACAAUAUACCUUAAAGGAAAAACUGUUCUAAUUAACGAGCAUGUCAAGCUUGGGUCAUACCAUACUAUAGAUGUAACUCUUGGGCAAUCCUUUGAAUUGGAGAAAGAAGAAUGGCAGGAGAUGUCUAUAAGGCUACUUAAGGAAGCAGCCAAACCCCAGCCAGAGGUCAUUUUCAUAGUAUUUUACGAAAAGGAGUGUGUCGUGUCUAUGGUGACACGUAGCAAAGUCAGCAUAAUACUGAAGCAGGAAAUGAAAAACAGGAAGUUUGGGAAUGUUGUUAAAGCACUAGAGAAGUACAUUGGGAAGGUCAGCCUAUUUGUGAUUGCAAGCAUGUUUGAGGUAAGAAACGAGUUCUAUAGGACUGUGAUGGGAUCCAAGGAGCUUAAAAAGGCAUGCAAUAGUUUCUGUGUAGUCAAGGUUCCACCUGAAUGCAGAGGAUGUUCGAAUUCAAAGGUAAUUAGCACGAUACUUACGGAUAAGGAGCUCUCCAAGGUUUUCCAGGGAGUUCAAUACAUUGACGAUCUAAAGGAGAUGGACGGCUUUCUUGUGAAGUUUGCAAAGGGAUCUGAUCUAAUUUGUAUUGGGAUGGAGAGUAUCAGAGAAGCAAUGGAUUAUGGAGCCCUUGAUAGGCUAAUGAUCACUGACGAGAGGAUAAAACCUAACGAUGUCGAGGAAAGAAAGGAGAUGGAGGCGUUCUGCAAGGAGAUUCAGGCGAUGAAUUGUAAGAUAUCUAUUAUUCCUGUUGCACAUUUUUCUGGAGAGAGGCUAAAGGAAAUGGGAGGCAUUUGUGGAUUACUAAAGUUCAAUUACAAAUGA